This is a messenger RNA of Cercocebus atys (sooty mangabey), 2808 nucleotides long. RefSeq names its product putative zinc finger protein 876. Gene Ontology annotation, molecular function: DNA-binding transcription factor activity, RNA polymerase II-specific; RNA polymerase II cis-regulatory region sequence-specific DNA binding. Bases 759 to 1583 code for a protein of 274 amino acids. Lineage: Eukaryota; Metazoa; Chordata; Mammalia; Primates; Cercopithecidae. The transcript is spliced from 4 exons. Gene Ontology annotation, biological process: regulation of transcription by RNA polymerase II. The record is from RefSeq and is a predicted model, not a curated record. Gene Ontology annotation, cellular component: nucleus.
GCGAUUCUUCUGCCUCAGCCUCCCGAGUAGCUGGGAUUACAGAUGCUGACUUCUUAGAAUGAGGCAGCUCCUGUAAAGGAAAAAAGUAUAUCUCAUAUCUAGAAAUUCAUCUUUGUUGAGGAUAUCCUUGAUGAGACAUUAUCAGAAUUGCAGGACAAACAGAUACUAAAAUUACUGGCCAUUUUCUGAAAGCUCUUGAACAUGACAAAGUUCCAGAACUAAUGUGGCAAGCAUAUGAUUGGCAUCAGGAAGAUAUUAAGAAAGAUGAACCUUUGAAGAUAGACUGUGAAAAUAAUGCAUUGGGAAAAAUAUUUUCUUGGAGUGCAAGCUUUGUUCCCUUCAGAGACAGAUCCCAUAAAUGUGACUCAAGAGGAGUAAGUUUGAAACAGAAUUUAUAUUCAAAUUUUCAGAGUAAAAGCCAUGCAAAAAUGAACUCUGAUGAAUUAGUCAUGGGAAAUCACUUUUCUGCACCAUACUUGAAACCUUCCACUCUCAAGGCAAGUACUGUGAGCAUAAUUUAUGUGUAAAGGUUUUGAGUGCAGUGACAAAUUUUACAAGACAUCACAGAAUUCACACAGAAAGGAAACCUUAUGAACGCAGUGAAUGUUCAAAAUCCUUUCGGUAUAAGUCAAAGCUUAUCAUAUACCAGAGAACUCAUACAGGAGAGAAGCCAUAUCGGUGCAGUGAAUGUCAGAGAGCUUUCAGUACAAAAUGUCAUCUAACUCUGCACCAGAGAACUCAUACAGGAGAGAAACCAUAUGGAUGUGCUGAGUGUCAGAAAGCCUUCAGAACAAAGUAUCAUCUCAUUCUACACCAGAGGAUUCAUAAAGGAGAAAAACCCUACGAAGGCAAAGAAUUUGGAAAGGCUUACAGGGAGAAGGCAACACUCAGAUUACAUUACAGAGUGCAUACAGGAGAGAAACAUUUCAAAUGUAGUGAUUAUGAAAAACGUUUUAUGCAGAAGUCAAACCCAAUUAUCCAUCAAAGAAUUCAUACAGGAGAUAAACCCUAUUGAUGUAGAGAAUGUGAAAAGGCCUUCUGUAGUAAAUCUCAGCUUGUUGUUCACCAGCGAAUUCAUGAAAGAAUUCACACAGGAGAAAAACCUUAUGAAUGCACUGAAUGUGGGAAAGCUUUUAUACACACAUCACAGCUUACUGUACAUCAGAGAAAUCAUACAGGAAGAAAACCUCAUGAAUCCAAGGAAUGAGGGAAAUCCUUUAAUAAAAAGUCACUUCAUAAUAUCGAGAAUUCAUACAGGAAAGAAACCUUAUGAAUGCAGUGAAUGUGGGAAAGCUUUUAUAGACAACUCACAGCUUACUGUUCAUCGAAGAAUGCAUAUAGGAGAAAAACCUUAUGAAUGCAGGGAAUGUAGGAAAGCCUUUAAUAAAAAGUCGUCCCUCAUAACACAUCAGAGAAUUCAUACAGGAGAGAAGCCUUAUGAAUGCAUUGAGUGUGGAAAAGCUUUUAUAGAUAAGUCACAUCUCAUUGUCCAUCAGAGGACUCAUGCAGGAAAGAAACCCUGUGAAUGCACUGAUUGUGGAAAAGCUUUUAUACAAAAAGCAAUGCUCAUUAUACAUCAGUGAACACAUACAGGAGAAAAGCCCUUUGUGUGUCUUGAAUGGCAAAAAGCGUUUAGCAGUAUGGCAAUGCUCUGUAGACAUCAGUUGAUUCAUACUGGAGAGAAACCCCAUAGAUGCAAUGAAUGUGGAAAAGCCUUCUGCCAAAAGAGCCAUCUUAUCCAUCAGUGAUGCCAUACUGGAGAAAAACCCUAUGGAUGCAUUCCAUGUGGUCAAAUCUUCAACCAAAAGUGACAGCUCAUCAGGCAUCAGAAAUGUUGUACAGGAGAAAAGCCAUAUCAAUGUAGUCAAUGUGGGAAAAGCUUUUUUGAGAAAUCAUACCUCAGUGUCCACCAGAGAUGUCAUGCAGGAGAGAAGCCUUAUCAGUGCAGUGAAUGUGGGAAAUCUUUUUCUGUCAAAUCUUUUCUCACUACCCAUCAGGAGAUUCAUACAGGAAACAAAUUUCACAAACACAGUAAGUGCUGGAAGGACUUCAGUGAGAUGUCAAAUAUCCCUGAAUAUAAGAUGAUUCAUAUGAGAGACAACCUAUGAGUUCAGAGAAAGUUGGCUAUUUUCUCAUUAAUUUUGGCCUUUGUAAGCAUCAGAAAAGUUAUUCAGGAGACAGAUUUUUUCAAUGCAUUGAACAAGGGAAUAUUAUCUCCCAACAAUGUAGCCUCAUAUUCGGUUAAAGGCAAUAUGAAUUAAUUGAAAGCUGGAAAUUUUGAGAAGAUAAAUUCUAUUGUAUGUCACACAGAAACAAAACUUUUUGAGUGCAGCAAAUAUUUUUGCAUAGGCCAUCAUAAAAUAGGGAAUUUUUACUGAGAAAAAAAAUCUCAUGAAUAUGUUGAAUCCUGGAUUGCUUUUCAAGCAAAUGAAUUUUUAUACCUGAGAAUACAGAUAACUGAAGACCUGUGGAUGAGAUGCCUCUGGCAUAAAGCCAAAACUCAUUGUGCAUCAGAGAAUAUUUAUUGAGGAGAUAUAGUGCAGUGAUAAGGGGAAAGGUUGUCUACAUAAGCAAUUUUAGAAUAAAAGUUCUCAUCCUGCCACAUUACCAUGCAUUCAUGGAAAACAUAACACCAAAUAGUUAUGAAGAGUAAAUAAUCUCAGUAUGACAAAUAUCACUUUCUUGCAUAUUUGAAUAUGUGGUAUAGUCAGAGCAGUAAGUUAAGAAUGGUCCCAUAUGGGCUGGGCGCAGUGGCUCAAGCCUGUAAUCCCAGCACUUUGGGAGGCCGAGACGGGCGGAUCACAAGGU